Mizuhopecten yessoensis (Yesso scallop) is the source of this 2353-nucleotide messenger RNA. RefSeq lists its product as uncharacterized. The record is from RefSeq and is a predicted model, not a curated record. Lineage: Eukaryota; Metazoa; Mollusca; Bivalvia; Pectinida; Pectinidae. Gene Ontology annotation, biological process: positive regulation of DNA-templated transcription. Gene Ontology annotation, cellular component: chromatin; nucleoplasm. The transcript has a single exon. Gene Ontology annotation, molecular function: ubiquitin-protein transferase activity; zinc ion binding. Bases 245 to 1789 code for a protein of 514 amino acids.
CAUUCUAUGAUCAGUUUAAAUGUCAAAUCCACUCCUCUAUCUCAAAAGGAGGGAUACGGGCAGGUGUGUGUGUUCUAUUUCUAGUGGUGCGCGCUCCGCUCUCUAAGUGGGAUUCCGUGAUAAGGACUUCUGUAGCGGUAGGGCAAGAGGUCCUAUUUCAGUCUCCGUCAUAGGGAGUCGGACGCUGACUGCUUCCUUCACAGCAAAAACAAGUAUUCUUUUCAUAAAUUCUCAAUUAUUUGACAUGGCGUUGUUCCGGAAAUUGCAUGUUCAUAGACGGAAGGACAGUGUUAUUCCGGACACUUGUCCACUGCAUGGAGGUCAAAUGACCAUGUUCUGUGUGUCGUGUGACGUCAUGUGCUGUCUUCUUUGUCUUGACGAGACACAUAGCGCUCACUCUGUGACAGAUAAAGAUACAGCUAAGGAAAACAAGAUGGCGACCGUCACCAGCAUGAUUCAGCGCAUCCAAAAGUCAUUGGCUCCGGACAUGAAGAAGAAGGUAGAGGCUCUCCGGGAAGGGAGACGGAAGAACAAGAGGGAUUUCAAAGACCUGGUGAACACGAUCCUCGAUCGCGGGGACGAUCUCAGGUUACAGGUAGACGACAUUGUCAACGAGUAUGUCGAUGAAUGUGAAGCAAUGCGAAAACGGAACGACGAAAUUUUAACGGAGAUUAUUAAAUGUUAUGAGAAGAGCGAGAAGGAUAUUAAUGGCUACAUGGCCGUUUUUCUAGACGCCACCUCCUCCGGUCACUUGUCCAAGCUGACGGAAGCAGUGCGAAUCUGCAAUGACUGUGUUGAGCAAGCGCUUCCCAGGCGACAGCGAACCAAACUGUCUCUACCCAAGUUUGUUAAAGGCAAGACUGAUACCGAUGAUUUAAGGGGCAAUAUCGGGAAACUUGAACUGUCAUCAAAAACAAAGUUUGGAAAUACCUUUCACGUCAUGUCCGAGUUUGUCCACAAAACACCUUUUCAGUUGCGGUCACUGCGUAAAGCAGGAGUAAACUCGUCUUGGAUUGGCUGCUGGGAUAACAUUGUUCAUUUGACGGACCAAAGAGGAGCAGUGUUACGUUCAGUGACAUGCGGAGGGACAGUGAUGGAUAUUUGUGUGGGAAGAGACAAUCAUUUAUGGUUAGUGUGUGAAGACAACAGUGUAAGGUGUUUCGUUGGAAAUGACGUCAUUUCCGGUAUUGAAGACACACCUGUAGUAACUGUUAACGGAAGUGAAGUAUUAGUACCUAAUAAUGAGGUGGCACGUGCAGUGUUCCACACAGACUGGACGCCCUACUCCGUCUGUAUGAGCACAGAUGACCUGUUGUACAUCACGAUGUCUAUGUGCACUGUCACGAAUAACCAUGUCGGGCGGCUGGCGAGGUACCGCACAAACGGCUUGUUGGUUGACGAGAUAGAGAAAGAUUCUAAAGGGCAACUGUUAUUCGAGAAGCCCCAGAGGAUGGCUAUUAGCCAGCCAUCAUCUCUGCUAGCCGUGGUAGAUUUUACUCAAAGUGCAGUCGUUUUAAACAAAGAUAUGAGUUUCCGAUUCCGCUAUGUGGACGAAAAAUCUGGAUUUAGUCCUUGUGACGUCACAUUUGACCCUGAUGAAAAUAUUUUGAUAUGUGACUCAGGCUCUAGGUGUGUUUUAAUGGUGGAUACAUCCGGGGUUCUAAAGCGGCGCGUGCUGGAGUUUGAUGGAGUGACACCUAGUGUCGUGUCAUGUGAUGCGGCAGGUAAAGUGUGGGUCGGUCUGGAGGAUAAGAAAAUCGUGGUGUUCCAACAUCGGGCCCCAGACUGAUUAUAACGAUGCCUUCCGGUGUGUCGUCAGGGGUUAACAAAUAUCGAUAUCGCAGUCGCUAGCGUCAUUGUAUUGAACUAUUUGUAUUAUGUAUAAAGGUAUAUAUCUAGGACAUUUAAUAAUGUAGUGAUCAAAGAUAUGUUAUGCUUGUGUUUUUAGAAAGGAAACACUCCUUGAUUUAACUAACAUGAUAUAAACGAAAUGUAAGAUAUGUGAUCAAAGUAUACAGUCGACAUUGUGAGCUAGUGGUAUAGGUGAUUGAUCAAUUUGUCCGAAAGGAAAGGGCAAAGAAAAUAGGUUUUCAAAUAAGACAUUAUUCUUUGGGGGACAAAUUAAGACACUUUACUUACGUGUCACACUCAUGUGUUAUUCUUGCACUUAUCUGACGAAAAUGUUCUAUCAAGUUGCUCGUUUCAAGCGACACACACGAAUAUGCUAUGUAAGAAAUGCUUCUUUACUGAUGAAGUAUAUAACACGGCUUAUAUACAUUGUUGGAUUCAAUAUGUGACAAAGACCUAGGUUAUUAUUUUGUUUAGUUAUUCAACUGUAAACGUCAAUAAAUUC